Messenger RNA from Nematocida minor, 429 nucleotides. RefSeq lists its product as uncharacterized. Bases 1 to 429 code for a protein of 142 amino acids. NCBI's taxonomy places the organism in Eukaryota, Fungi, Microsporidia. The transcript has a single exon. The record is from RefSeq and is a predicted model, not a curated record.
AUGGAUAAGAGGUUGCAGAAAGAUGACUUAAUAAAAUUAAACAAAGAUGUAACAGAAUGGGAGGAAAAGUUGUCUGCUUGGGAGAGGGAAGUAGAUAGCUUACGCUAUUUAUUAGAUAAGCAUCCAGAGAUUCAUGAGAUAGAUUCACUUAAGUGGGCGGCAGAAAGGGUAGGAAUACUUGAAAUGUGGACCAAGGCAUACAAAAAGCUGAAAAAAGAAAGAGCAUUAGAUUACUACAGCAUGGCUUUCGAAGUAACUUCCCAUCUAGAAGAAAAAAUAGAUGAAAUGCAAGAAAAACGUGAUAAGAAAGAAGAAGAGUACGAUUUACAACAGAAUAAAGAAAGAAAGAAGAAAGAACUGGAAGAUGAUAUUCAGAAAAAAACAAACGAAAUAAAAGCACUGAAAGAGCAGUUAAGCUUGUUGAUUUAG